This is a messenger RNA of Armigeres subalbatus, 1686 nucleotides long. RefSeq names its product zinc finger protein 431-like. Gene Ontology annotation, cellular component: nucleus. Gene Ontology annotation, biological process: regulation of transcription by RNA polymerase II. Gene Ontology annotation, molecular function: DNA-binding transcription factor activity; RNA polymerase II cis-regulatory region sequence-specific DNA binding; zinc ion binding. Lineage: Eukaryota; Metazoa; Arthropoda; Insecta; Diptera; Culicidae. The record is from RefSeq and is a predicted model, not a curated record.
CAAUAUUCGUUGUGCACCGUCCAUAACAUUUUUGCCAACUAUAUUUUAUAAUUAAUUGAAUGCAUUUUUAUUUGAUUUUAACAUUGUUUAGUGUAUCCUGAAAACGCAUAAGAAACAUGGCCUCAGAUUUAAAUUAUAAAACAUGCUUCAUCUGCUGCCAAGAUAGUAAAACUUCCUACGAAAUGCCCGACUGUGGGCAAGAAUCUAGAUCAACAAUUAUCAGUGUCGUUUGCCAGCAUUUUUGGUUCCAGGAAGACGACCUGCUAAAUGCUAUCUUCUGCGUUGCUUGCUGGAGCAAAGUGGAUAGUUUCCAUCGGUUCUACCAAGAAGUGAAACAACUUCACGCAGAGCUGACAUUCCAUCGGCCAACAUAUACAAUCAAGCAGGAAGAAAUUGACAUCGAGGAAGAACAGCACAUGACUCUCCAUGAGAUAGGCGUAGUUGAUGAGGUGAAAAUUAAAACUGAAAUAUUUGAUGAUCAACUAUUGGGAGGAAAUCGAGAUGAUAAAGAUAAUCAGAUUACCGAAAAUAAGCAUGAAAAGCAUAAAAAGUCGCGAAAGAUAUCAAAAGUAACACGUGAAGCUCAAGACGAAGUCAUUCGAGAGCACCGGCAAUACAGGUGCGAUGAGUGCGAUUUGCAAUUUUACAGUUUCUGCACGGCCAUCCGACACCGAAUAAAGAAGCACAAUCAAGCAUCCAUCGAGUGCUGCGAUCGACAGUUCAAAACGCGCUCUCUGCUGUACCACCAUGUUCUGAAUCCGGGGGCAUUCAAGUGUGAGGUAUGUAACAGAACGUUCAAGUUUUUGAAUGGUUACCUGCGUCACAAGAGGGAACAGCACGCGGAAAACGGAGAACCAUUGCUGUUCAAGUGCCAGCGAUGCCCGGAAAGUUUCAACGAGGAAGGGUUAUUGAAGCGCCAUUUAACCGAGCACAUUCCUUGGAACUGUGAGGUUUGUGGACGGCAAUUUCGGACACGAAAUUUACUCCAGAGGCAUACGAAAGCCGUCCAUCGGGAGCCAACCGAUUACAUUUGCCAAGUCUGUUCGAAAGGGUUCUACAAACGGCAACUAUUUGUGGCGCAUCAGAAAAUACACGAACUGACGGCGGAAGAAAUGAAGAAACAGUGCGAAGUUUGUCACAUGUGGUUGAAGAAUCAGGCCUCGUGGGAGAAGCACGUGGUAAGGCACCAAUACGAAGGCCAGUACAAGUGCGAAGAGUGCGACCACGUAUCGGUCAAUCUGUUGGCACUAAAGGUUCACAGGAAAAGGCGACAUAGUGCGAACAGAAAAGAACAUCUGUGUGACCUGUGCGGCAAAGGUUACUCGCGGGCGAAAUCACUGAAGGAGCAUAUGGCGAAUGCCCACACGGGAGUGCCUUUGUACGAGUGCCAAUAUUGUGCGAAAAGUUUCUUCUCCAGCGCUACCAUGUACGCGCACCGGAAGAGAGAUCAUCCGCGAGAGUGGAUGCAGGACCACGGAACGAAACGUAGUUACGGGGAAAGGGUUUCUGGCGAAUUUGGUGGAAGCAUUCGAGAGGAAGAUAUGCAAAUGGAAUGACGAAUACAAAUGUUCGGCAACAUUAUUUGUAGUGGAUUUCUUUUGACAAGCAAUUACAGUCCAAUCGGAACCAUUUCCUAGUUUCCAAAGAACUCAUGGCCAUGGGUUAGGUCUUGAAUUGAAAGUACAU